Molecule: messenger RNA, 13774 nt
Organism: Chelonus insularis
Lineage: Eukaryota; Metazoa; Arthropoda; Insecta; Hymenoptera; Braconidae
Product: dynein beta chain, ciliary-like
Exons: 57
Coding region: 1-13623 (4540 amino acids)
Biological process (GO): microtubule-based movement
Cellular component (GO): axonemal dynein complex
Molecular function (GO): dynein intermediate chain binding; ATP binding; dynein light intermediate chain binding
Source: RefSeq, a predicted model, not a curated record
AUGGGUGAUAAAAAAGAUGAUGAAGAAAGUAAUGAUCCAAGAUUGGAUUUUAUAUUUCAAUACCUGACAAAAUCGAAUAAAAUAAAAGCUGAUAAAUGGACUAAAAUGAUAACUACACCUGAUUUCAAGAUUGUAAUAAAUAAGUUCUUCAACAAUCCAAGUGAAACUAUUUUAACAAUACAAAUUACUCCAGGAGCACUCUUGCCCGUUUUGGGAAUACAACCCGACACUAAAACGAAAGUCUCUUACUUCGUCAGACGGAAUCAAGUUAAUAUUACAGAAGCUAAUUACCGUGAAGUGCUCAUCCCAGGAGAUAUGUCUUCAAACUCAAUCGAAGAAUUAGCGACACUCAUUGAAGAAGCUUAUUUGCCACUACUCACUAAUCCACAAAAUCAGCAAAACUGGCCGGAAGUGAUUGCAGAAGAUGUCGAAAAAUAUAUUCAUGAAUUACGUAGUUCGAUUUGCCAACUUAAAGGAAGAAUGAUGGGACAAACAUUGUUACCAAUGCCAAUGGGAAUUGAGGACUUUUUUAAAGCUGAUCAGUUGACAAGUGAUGAAAUAAACUUUAAAUUAAGAAAUAAUGCUGAAAGAAUUGUUAUCAAAUGGUCGACACAAGUCAAUGAUGUUUUAAAUGAGAUUCAUGAACGAGAAAUAUCUUAUGUCAAUCCAAUACUUCCUAAUGAUGAAUUGAAAUUCUGGCAACAAAGACUAAAGAAUCUAGAAUCUAUUUAUGAUCAGAUGAGAGAUCCUCGAAUAAAGAAAGUGGUUUCAUUUCUUGAACAAACUAAGAGUUCAUAUCUUUCAUCGUUUGAAAAGCUUUUCGAGGAUGUCGUAGCAGCUAUAACUGAAGCAAGAGACAUUUGGCUGUAUUCAAAACCUCUGCAGUCACUAUUUGAAGAGAUAGAGGGACUUGAAAUAACUGAAAUUCAGCCAAAAUUGAAACCACUAUUUCAUUGUAUUUGUCUUGCUUGGACGAAUUCACGAUAUUAUUGCUCGACUAGUUAUAUGAUAAUUUUACUUAGUGCAGUAGUAAAUCUCCUUAUAACUCAGACUUCCAAGUAUCUCGAUCCUGCUAGUUUAUUUCAAAGUAGCAUUGAUGAUAAUUUGACCAAAGUUCUAACUGCUCUCAACCUUAUUCAGCAUUUUCGAGAUUUAUUUGAAGAGUUUUGUACGAAUAUUGAAAACUAUUUUCAAAAUGUUACCAAACGUGUCCAGUGGACGUUCCAUGAACGACUAGUUUUAGAACGACUCAUGAAAUAUGAAAAACGAUUGAAUCAGAUUAAAGAGUUAUUUGAAAUAGUACAAAAUUAUCUCAAGUUGGAAAAAAUUGAAAUUUCCGGGUUACAUGGCAAAGAGUUGUUUCGACAAGUUAAUGAAGUUUAUGAAGAAUUUCUUAAGACGUAUAACGAUUUAGGAGCUGUACAGUAUGACAUUUUAUUACCGGAAGAACAAAAAUUUUCAGAAGAUAUUGACAUUUUUUUAAAGAAGAUCGAGGAGUAUGAUCGGAGAUUAAGUUCAAUAUUGAAUCGAGCUUUUUCAGACUGUCAUAAUUUGGAGGAAAUGUUUAAGCUUAUAUGGGUAAUAGGACCGAUAGCUUUACGGCCAAUUAUACAAGCUCAGUUAUGGCAUAAUUAUGAGACAUUGUUGUCAACAAUCCAUGCUAGUCUUGAUGAAGUGAAGCGAAUAUUUGAUAAGAAUUUUGCAAUAAAAAAAACAUCUGGACACAUGGAAGUAGAUCAAUAUUUCCCACCAGUAGCUGGUGCAUUAUGUUGGUUGAAAAAGCUAAAGUUUCGUAUUGAUUAUCCUAUAGAAUCUAUGAAGUUAAUAGACCACCCAUUAUUAGCUUCUCAAUCUUGCCGUGAAAUAAUUACUAAACACAAUGAACUCCAAAACUUAAUGAGUGCUGCCGAGAUGGAAAUAUUUACUAAUUGGAUGAAGAAAGUACCAACUAUUUGCAAUGAGAAUCUCAAUAAACCAUUAUUACAAAUUAAAGAAAAUGAAUUAGCAUCAAAUUUUAAUCCAGAACUUGAAGCUAUUUUACGUGAUGCUAAAUAUAUAAAUAUGCUUCAAUUAAAUGAUUUGCCACCUGAAGCUUUGAAUUUAUUGGACAGAUCCGAAUUGUUUUGGGAAACUACUUACAAUAUCAACCUUAUUAUUAAUUGGUAUAACGAAAUUAGAAUAAAAUGUUCUGAGGUAGAGUUGGAAUUAUUACGAGAGGAAAUACAAAUGAUUGAUGGUAUGAUUGAUGAGGGGCAGAUCAAUUAUAACUGGAACUCGCUAGAAGUUCCAGAGUAUAUUCAAAAGCUUUUUACUUCUGUCAGAAGUUUGUAUUUUCGUAAACUGAAAGCAGAAAAAAAUAUUGAACAUUUAAUUAAAAAUAUUUAUGAAUGGGCAAUGUUACCGAUUCUUGUAAGGAAAGAUUUCAAACGUGAAAAUUUAAUUACUAUUAAUGGGCGAGAAGAGAAAUUUGCUAAAAGAUAUAGCAUCAUUGAAGAAACUGCUAAAGAAAUUCAGAGAAUUUUAGACGAGAAUUAUAAACUUUACUUCAAUAUUCUACCGGAAUCAGCUUAUGUUGAAGAUAGUUUAAAACAUCCGUUGACUGAAUUAAAAUCGAAAGAUUUUACAUCUACUAGAGAUGGAAAUUCUGAAGUAGCAGAAGUCGAGCAAGCAGAUAAUAAAAAUGAAAGUAUAGCUGAUGUAGAAAUGACGCCAUCAGAAACCUUGAGAAAACAGGAAGAUGCUGAAAGGGAAUCAAAACUUGAAGCUCUUAGGCAAGUCAAGUGGAAACCUUAUCUUACUUAUAUCGAUCAAAUUGUAUCUGAAGGCUUAAUACAAGCCGUAUCAACAAGCAUUUGCUAUAUUCUUGAUGAAACUGAUCCUGAAUCUAAUAUACAUCCAUUGUUCGAAGUAUAUUUAUGUUUGGAAAUACCAAAUAUUGUUUACAAACCUCCAUUAGAAAUUGAUGAUCCAAAAGGAUUUUAUGCAUUUUACGAAAGCUUAAUGUUUGAUAUAAUGAAAAUGGGUACAUUAAUUCCUCGCUUGGAUCCUGAUAAAGUUGAUGAACGAGAACAUUACGGACUCGACUUGGGUGAAGAGGAACGAAUCAUAUUUAUGUUGGAGGAAACUUCUAACCGAGUUAAGCAAGCAUUAACUCAAGCUCAAGAGUAUGCAGCGACUUACGAUCUCUAUAAAUGGAUAUGGCUAAAUGAUAGACAAGAAUAUCUUAAUAAUUUUCUACGAUUUGCCAAAAAUAUCACUGACGAGGAGAAGAAAAUUAUCGCUCAAUCUCCACCCAAUUUGUCAGAAUUUAUAAAAGAAAGAAAACCUGAGCUGAAUGAUUUUAAAAGGGAAAUUGAUUACUUUAUGAAUCUUUAUAAGGAAUGUGAUAAAAUUGAGAACGAGAAAAUAUUUUUUCGAUGGUUCAAAGUAUCUAAUACUUUGUUCAAACAAACUCUGUUGAAUACUGUAUGUAAAUGGGCGAAUGUUUUAAAAACUCAUCUAGUGGACCAUGUUAAUGAUAGCUUAAAGGAAUUAUCAGACUUUUUACGUGGGGCAUAUGACAGAUUUACUCAACCAGUUUUAGAGGAAGAUUAUGAUGGAUUACUUAAAACAAUUUAUUAUUUGAAAGAAGUCAGAGAUAGACAAUUCAAAAUUGAUGUCAUAUUUGAACCAAUUAAUGAGACUAUACAUAUGCUUGAACAGUAUGAUGUAGAGUUUACUGAUGAAACUUGGCAGUAUUUAUCGAAAUUACCUGAAUUAUGGGAAACAGUAAAAAAGUUAGCUAUUCAAAUGAAGCAAACUGUCUCACCUCUUCUUUCUCAUCAAGUAGAUCUUCUUAAAAAACGAUUAAAUUACUUUGACUUCCGACAACAACGGUAUUAUUCAAAGUUCCAUGAGAACAAAUUAUUUAGUCCUGAUUGUACAAAUGUCUAUGAAAAUCUGGACAAAGUAAACGAGGAAGUUGGUGAAUUUGAAAGGGAAUUGCAAGUUUUGAGCGAGACUGCUAACAUACACGAACUGCAAAUUCAAGAGUUUAAACAAAUAAAACAAAUUAGACGGGAAUUGAAAUUAUUAAAGGGUCUAUGGGAUUAUGUUAUUGUUAUUAAAACGAGCUUAAAAGCAUGGAAUAAUACGCCAUGGAAAAAAAUCGAUGUUGAAGGAAUGGAUCACGAAUGUAAAAGAUUGAUUAAAGAAUUGCGGUUAUUAGAUAAAGAAUGUAGAAUUUGGAAAUUGUACACUUAUAUUGAAAAUGAGGUAAAAAAUAUGAUGUCUUCACUGCGAGCAGUAUCAGAUCUUCAGAACCCAGCAAUCAAAGAUAGACAUUGGCGACAGUUGAUGGCGGAAACUCGAGUCAAAUUUACGAUGGAUGAUAAAACUACUCUGGAAGAUCUUUUGAAACUAGAACUUCAUAAGUAUGAAGAAGUAGUUAAGAAUACAGUUGAUAAGGCUGUGAAAGAAAUGGCAAUGGAAAAAGUUCUCAAGGAGUUAACUAAUACUUGGGCAAACUUGGAGUUUGAUAAAGAAUAUCAUGAGAGAACGAAAUUAAAUAUUUUAAAAAUAAACGAGGAAACGAUAGAAAUUUUAGAAGAAAAUCAAGUGCAGUUGCAAAAUAUGCUAAGUUCAAAGUUAAUUGGUCACUUUUUCGAUGUUGUAACAGACUGGCAAAAGAAGUUGAGCAAUGCGGAUGCCGUAAUAAAUAUUUGGUUUGAAGUUCAACGCACCUGGUUGUAUUUAGAAAGUGUUUUUAUUGGUUCUGAUGAUAUAAGGAAACAAUUACCUGAAGAAUCUAAACGUUUUGAAACAAUAGACCGUGAAUUUAAAGAAUUACUGAGAGACGUGUCAGGCACACCCAAUAUCAUUAAAGCCACAAAUAAACCGAAACUUUGUGAACGACUGGAAGAAUUACAAAAGCAAUUAAACAUGUGUGAGAAAGCACUGUUUAAUUAUUUAGAUAUGAAACGUUUGGCUUAUCCGCGUUUUUAUUUUAUAUCCUCUGCAGAUCUCUUGGAUAUUCUCAGUAACGGAAACAAUCCAGAAUUAGUCUGUAAACAUUUAUCAAAAUUAUAUGAUUCCAUAGCUAAUUUGAAAUGGAAAUUAGAAGGGGGGAAGCCAACGAAAAUAGCUAAUGGCAUGAUUGCGAAGGACGGAGAAGAGAUGAGCAUGCAUGGAGUUUGUGAUUGCAGUGGGGUCGUGGAAAUUUGGUUAAAUCGUGUAACAGACGCUAUGAGAAGAAGUGUAAGAUAUCACUUUAGUCAAGCAGUAGCUUCUUAUGACGAGAAGCCAAGGGAACAAUGGAUAUUAGAUUAUGAAGCUCAACCUGCUUUGUGUGGUACUCAAAUUUGGUGGACUGCUGAGGUAAACAUGGCCUUUGCUAGAUUGGAGGAAGGCUUUGAAAAUGCUCUCAAAGAUUAUCAAAAGAAGCAAGUCAAUCAGCUGAGUGUAUUGAUCAAUAUUCUCUGUGGAGAGUUGAGUGAUAACGACCGACAGAAAAUUAUGACAAUAUGUACUAUUGACGUUCAUGCCAGAGACGUGGUUGAUAAAUUGAUAACAACAAAAGCUGAAAAUUCAUCAAAUUUUCAGUGGCAAGCACAAUUACGCCAUAGAUGGGAUGAUAGCCUCGCUGAAUGUUUUGCAAAUAUCUGUGACGCAAAUUUUGCCUAUGGCUACGAAUAUCUGGGGAAUGUCCCGCGUUUGGUCAUCACACCGCUGACAGAUAGAUGCUACAUUACUCUCACACAAUCACUGCAUUUAGUGAUGGGAGGUGCACCAGCAGGUCCUGCGGGAACUGGCAAAACAGAGACCACAAAGGAUUUAGGUCGUGCUUUAGGUCAAAUGGUCUAUGUAUUCAAUUGUUCUGAACAACUGGACUAUAAAUCUUGUGCCAAUAUUUACAAAGGGUUAGCUCAGACUGGUGCUUGGGGAUGCUUUGAUGAAUUCAAUCGGAUAUCUGUUGAAGUUCUUUCGGUAGUAGCUGUUCAGGUGAAAUGUAUUCUUGAUGGUAUCAAGAGCAGAAAGAAAAAAUUUCUAUUCUUUGGUGAAGAAUUGAAUUUGGUUAACACAGUUGGGAUUUUUAUAACAAUGAAUCCUGGUUAUGCUGGAAGGACUGAGCUUCCAGAAAAUCUAAAAACAUUAUUCCGACCUUGUGCUAUGGUUGUCCCAGACUUUGGUCUUAUUUGUGAAAUAAUGUUAGUGGCAGAAGGUUUCCAAGAAGCACGUUUAUUAGCGCGAAAAUUUAUUACUCUUUAUACCCUUUGCCGAGAACUUUUAUCAAAGCAAGACCACUAUGACUGGGGCCUACGAGCUAUUAAAUCAGUUCUUGUUGUUGCUGGAAAAUUAAAACGCGCAGAUCGACAACGUCCAGAAGAUCAAGUUUUAAUGAGAGCUUUAAGAGAUUUUAAUACUCCUAAAAUAGUUACUGACGAUAUACCUGUAUUUAUGGGGCUUAUUGGAGAUUUAUUUCCUGCACUCGAUGUACCUCGUAAACGGGAUUUUGAGUUUGAAAAAACAGUUCGUGGUGCUGCAAUUGAUUUAAAGAUGCAACCAGAGGACGGAUUUAUUUUAAAAGUGGUACAGCUGGAAGAGCUUUUAAAUGUUCGGCAUUCGGUAUUUAUCGUUGGAAUUGCUGGCACUGGGAAAACCAAAGUGUGGCAAACUCUGUUUCGAACGUACGUCAAUCAAAAACGUAAACCUCAUUACAACGACCUCAAUCCAAAAGCUGUAACGAACGACGAACUGUUCGGGAUUAUCCACCCUGCAACAAGAGAAUGGAGAGACGGUUUAAUAUCAGUAAUUAUGCGAGAUCAAGCGAAUAUGACUGGCGAUGGUCCAAAAUGGAUUAUUUUUGAUGGUGACAUUGAUCCCAUGUGGAUUGAAUCGCUUAAUACAGUUAUGGAUGAUAAUAAAGUUUUGACGUUGGCUAGUAAUGAAAGGAUUGCAUUGACCAAACACAUGAGACUUCUCUUUGAAAUUUCUAAUUUGCAAACUGCUACACCUGCCACAGUUUCACGAGCUGGAAUCCUUUAUAUUAAUCCUCAAGAUUUAGGCUGGAAUCCAUAUAUAACAAGUUGGAUAGAGACUAGAGAUAACACAGAACGUGCAAACUUAAUUAUUCUCUUUGAUAAAUAUCUUCCACCUUUGUUAGAAAUAUCAAAAACGAGAUUCAAGAAAAUCACACCUAUACCGGAAAUUUGUCAUUUGCAAAUGUUAUGUAAUUUAUUGGAUUGUUUUCUUACAAGUGAAAAUGUUCCACCAGAUUGUCCUAAAGAAUGGUAUGAAUUAUAUUUUGCAUUUGCAUGCAUUUGGGCAUUUGGAUCAGUUAUGUUCAAGGACCAAUUAAUCGACUGGAGGAAUGAGUUUAGCAAAUGGUGGAUAAAUGAGUUUAAAACUAUCAAAUUUCCAUCUGAAGGUGGAGUAUUUAAUUACUACAUCGAUAAUGAAACGAAAAAACUGACGCCAUGGAGUGAAAAAGUUGAUAAAUUUGUUCUAGACAUGGACAUUCCCUUGCCGUCUUCUCUAGUUCCAACUGGAGAAACUGCACGUCUGCGUUUUUUCAUAGAUAUGUUAAUGAAGAAGAAAGUUCCGGUGAUGUUGGUGGGCAGUGCUGGCUCAGGAAAAAGUGUAGUAGUUUCUGACAAAUUGUCUUCUCUACCUGACAAUUACAAUGUUGCCAAUGUACCCUUUAAUUACUAUACUUCAUCCGAAAUGUUGCAAAGAAUACUUGAAAAGUAUCUUGAGAAAAAAGCAGGACGCAAUUAUGGGCCACCGGGAACCAAACAAUUAAUUUACUUCAUUGACGAUAUGAAUAUGCCGGAAGUGGAUACUUAUGGGACUGUACAACCUCAUACUCUAUUGAGACAACAUUUGGAUUAUAAUCAUUGGUAUGAUCGUGUAAAAUUAACUUUAAAAGACAUCCAUAAUACCCAGUACGUAUCCUGUAUGAAUCCAACCGCAGGAAGUUUUACAAUAGAUCCUCGCCUGCAGCGUCAUUUCGCUGUAUUUGCAGUUAACUUUCCAGGACGUGAUGCUCUAGUUACAAUUUACAGCCAAGUACUGCAGCAACAUUUUGCGAAUCCGCAACAAAAAAUAAAUAUAACGCUUCAGAAAUUAGUGAAUCCACUAAUAAAUACAGCGAUGUAUCUUCACGAUAAAGUUUCCACAACCUUCCUACCAACUGCAGUAAAGUUUCACUAUAUCUUCAAUCUACGCGACUUGUCAAAUUUAUUUCAGGGUUACUUGUUUGCAAAUGGUGACACAAUUCCAAACUCAAGUGCAGCUAUUCGUUUGUAUGUCCACGAGGCAAACCGCGUAUAUUGCGACAAGUUAGUUAAUUUUGAGGAUAAAAAAAUAUUUGAAUCACUACUGCAAGAUGCACUUCGGAAAAAUAUCCAAGAUUUAGAUGAAGAGGUAGUUUUUGAGAAACCAAUAAUUUAUUGUCACUUUGCUGAAGGUAUGGGUGAUCCAAAAUACAUGCCAAUAAAAGAAUGGCCACAAUUGACAAAAUUAUUGAAUGAAGCUUUGAUGAAUUACAAUGAUCUGGUAGCAGCGAUGAAUUUAGUGAUGUUUGAAGAUGCCAUGUAUCACGUUUGUCGCAUAAACCGACUUCUUGAAGCACCAAGAGGUAAUGCAUUGUUGGUAGGAGUUGGUGGUAGUGGAAAACAAUCUCUAUCUCGUUUAGCAUCCUUUAUAUCUGGGCUAGAGGUAUUUCAAGUGCAACUAAAAAAAGAUUAUUCGAUGCACGAUUUGAAAGUCGAUUUAGCAGGAUUAUAUUUGAAAGCGGGUCUGAAGAAUAUCGGCAUUACUUUUCUUAUGUCUGACUCUCAAGUGGCUCAAGAAAAAUUUCUAGUUGUUGUUAAUGACAUGCUUGCAUCCGGAGACAUAAUCGAGCUCUUUCCGGACGAUGAAGUUGAUAAUAUUAUCAAUUCAGUACGAAAUGAAGUUAAAUUGGUAGGAAUGAUGGACACGAAAGAGAAUUGCUGGAAAUUCUUUAUCGAUCGUGUACGAAAACACCUAAAGUGCGUGCUAUGUUUCUCACCAGUUGGAGCGACUCUGAGGAAGAGAGCUAGACAAUUUCCGGCACUGGUCAAUUGCACGUCUAUCAACUGGUUCCAAGAUUGGCCUCAGGAUGCCUUAGAAUCUGUUUCAGCCCGAUUUAUCGCGGAGCUAGAAGAAUUACCAGAGCAAUAUAAACCAUCUGUAUCACAAUUUAUGUCCUUUGUCCACGUGAGCGUUAAUAUAGUAUCAGAGAUAUAUUUACAAAAUGAAAAGCGAUAUAAUUACACAACCCCUAAGUCUUUUUUGGAGCAGAUAUCUCUUUAUUCAAAAUUACUACAACAAAAAACUCAUGAGCUUUUGGGAACAAUCAAAAGAUUAGAGAAUGGAAUAACAAAAUUGGAGACUUGUGGUGAACAGGUAGACGGGCUGAAAGCGAUUCUAGCUGUUCAGGAAGUCGAACUAAAGAAGAAGAAUGAGAUAGCUGACAAAAUCUUAGCUGAGGUACGGGAAGAGAACACAAAAGCGGAAAUAGAGAAGGCGAUAGUUUCUGAGGAAGAAGCUAGAGUAGCAGAGAUUAAGGAGGUAGUGUGGGAGAAGCAGAAAAGGUGUGAUGAAGAUUUAGCAAAAGCAGAACCUGCUGUACGUCAAGCAGAAGCUGCACUAGACACUUUGAACAAGAACAACCUGACUGAAUUAAAAUCCUUUGGCACACCGCCGGAAGCCGUUGCAAAUGUUGCCCAAGCCGUUUUAGUGCUCUUUUCCCCAAAGGGCAAAAUCCCAAAGGAUCGAAGUUGGAAAGCUUGCAAAGCAAUGAUGGGUGGAGCUGAUGCUUUUCUCUCAGCGCUCCGCAAUUACGACAAGGAGAAUAUUCAUCCCGAUGUAGUGAAAGCUAUACAGCCUUAUAUAAAUGACAAAGGAUUCGAUCCAGAUAUCAUCUACUCCAAAUCUAAAGCUGCAGCUGGACUCUGUAGUUGGGUAAAAAAUAUUAUGGUCUUUCAUUAUAUUAAUUUGAACGUUAAACCACUUAGAGCAGCACUAGCUCAAGCGAAUGCAGAAUUAAAACAUGCUAUGGAGAAACUUACGGGUCUUCGUUCACGUUUACAAGAACUACAAGAAGUAUUGGAUGUGCUUGGAGAAAAAAUGAACGUUGCUUUGGAAGAGAAACAAAAAUGCCAAGACGAAGCUGAUAAAACUGCUUUUACGAUAGAUUUAGCUAACAGAUUAGUUAAUGGUUUAGCAUCAGAAAAAAUACGAUGGACUAAAACGAUAGAAAGACUGAAGAAUUCAUGUGAAACAGUUCCUGGUGACCUGCUUUUAGGAACAGCGUUUAUUUCAUACGUAGGAUGUUUUACUCGUCAAUAUCGACAUGAUUUAUUCAAUAACCAUUGGAUACCGUUUCUAGAAAAAUUAAAAAAUCCAAUACCCCGAACACCCAAUUUAGAUCCGCUCUCGUUGCUGACUGAUGAUGCACAAAUAGCACAAUGGAAUAAUGAUGGUUUACCAUCAGACACAAUGUCUGCUGAAAAUGCGAUAAUUUUUAUUAAUUCUACACGAUGGCCACUGAUAAUCGAUCCACAGCUUCAGGGUAUAAAAUGGAUUAAAGCCAUGUAUGGAGAUGAACUCAAAAUCAUUAGAUUAGAUCUAAAAAACUAUUUAGAUCAACUUGAAUUUGCAAUUGCAAAUGGUGAAAUAGUUUUAAUUGAAAAUAUAGGCGAAUCAGUUGAUGCAGUUUUAGAUCCAAUUUUAGGUCGAGUGCUUACUAAAAAAGGCCAAGCAAUAAAAAUUGGAGAUAAAGAAAUAGAUUACAACCCUCAAUUUCGACUGAUAUUGCAAACCAAACUUUCAAACCCACAUUACAAACCAGAGAUGCAAGCUCAAACCACUCUUAUUAAUUUCACUGUGACUCGAGAUGGAUUAGAAGAACAAUUACUUGGUGACGUAGUGAAAGCUGAAAGGCCAGACUUGGAAAAUACAAAAGCUGAACUUACGAAACAACAGAACACUUUUAAGAUUACUUUGAAAACAUUAGAAGACGAUUUAUUGUAUCGUCUCGCGUCAGCUGGACCAGAUAUCUUAAGUGACGUUGUCUUAGUGACCAAUCUUGAAACAACAAAAAAAACAGCAGAUAACAUUGAGAUAAAAGCAGCUGAAGCUAAAAUAACUGCUGCUAAAAUCGAUGAAGCUCGAGAUUACUAUCGUCCAGCUGCUGCACGAGCUAGUCUUCUGUAUUUUAUCCUAAAUGAUUUAUACAAAAUCAAUAUGUUGUAUCAAUUUUCACUUAAAGCAUUUAGUGUAGUAUUUCAGAAUGCUAUCAAGUUUGCUGAAACUUCUGAUAAUGUGAAAAAAAGAGUUCAAUUAUUGAUCGAUAGUAUUACUUACCUUGUCUUCAUGUAUACAAGUCGAGGUUUAUUUGAAUGUGAUAAGCUCAUUUUUCUUUGUCAGAUGACAAUUCAGAUCCUCAUUCAAACAAAUGAAAUAUCAUCAGCUGAGCUAGACUUUCUUCUUCGAUAUCCUCAUCAUCCAGAUGUUAUAACUCCAGUUGAGUUUUUAAGUAAUGCAGGAUGGGGUGGAAUAAAAUUUCUGAGCAGUAUGACCGAGUUUAAAAACCUCGAUCGUGAUAUUGAAGGUGCAGCAAAGAGAUGGAAGAAAUUUGUUGAAUCAGAAACACCUGAAAGAGAAAAAUUUCCACAGGAGUGGAAAACUAAGUCUGCAUUACAAAGACUCUGUAUGAUGCGUUGUUUAAGAAUUGAUCGAAUGACUUAUGCAAUUCGAUGCUUCGUUGAAGAAAAGCUGGGACCAAAAUAUACUGAAUCACGUUCUUCGCCAUUUGAAAAAUCGUUUGAGGAAAUGAGUUCGAUAACUCCAAUGUUUUUUAUCCUUUCCCCUGGCGUUGAUCCUCUUAAGGACGUUGAAAAGCUUGGAAAACGUUUGAAAUUUACUUUUGAUGGAGGUAACUUCCAUAAUAUAUCAUUAGGCCAAGGUCAAGAACCAGUAGCUGAAGCAGCUAUGGAUUUAGCUGCUGCAAAUGGGCAUUGGGUGAUUUUGCAGAAUAUUCAUCUCGUUAAAACCUGGCUACCAAGUUUAGAAAAGAAAAUGGAUGAAUUAUCAGAAAAUUCUCAUUCAGAUUAUCGACUUUUUAUAAGUGCUGAACCUUCUCUUGAUCCUCAUGAAUGUAUUAUACCUCAAGGAAUCUUAGAAUCUGCUAUAAAAAUUACCAACGAACCUCCGACUGGAAUGCAUGCAAAUAUACACAAGGCAUUGGAUAACUUUAAUCAAGAAAUUCUUGAUUCUUGUUCAAAAGAGUCUGAAUUCAAGGGAAUUUUAUUUGCUCUCUGCUACUUUCAUGCUGUGGUAGCUGAGAGAAGAAAAUUCGGACCCCAAGGAUGGAAUCGAAUAUACCCUUUUAAUGUGGGAGAUUUAACAAUUAGUGUUUCAGUUUUAACAAAUUAUUUAGAGAAUAAUACUAAAGUUCCUUGGGAUGAUUUGCGAUAUUUAUUUGGAGAAAUUAUGUACGGUGGUCAUAUUACGGAUGACUGGGAUCGAAGACUAUGUCGCACUUAUUUAUUUGAAUAUUUAAAAUCUGAUCUUAUCGAUGGUGAUUUGUAUUUGGCUCCUGGAUUUUUAGCACCACCUAACAGCGAUUAUGAUACUUAUCAUCAAUACAUUGAUCAUUACUUACCUCCUGAAAGUCCUGUUCUGUAUGGACUCCAUCCAAAUGCCGAAAUUGGCUUUUUAACAACUACUGCGGAAAAUUUGUUUAAAAUUCUAUUAGAGAUGCAACCAAAAGACACUGGUGAAAGUUCGAGAGAUGGCUCUUCUAAAGAAGAAAAGUUAAGGACAAUUAUUGAGAAUAUUCUGGAGAAAUUACCAGAAGAAUUUAAUAUUCCAGAGUUGAUGAGUAAAGUUGAUGAACGCACACCAUUUGUGAUUGUUGCUUUACAAGAGUGUGAGAGAAUGAAUAUUCUUUGUGCCGAGUUAAAAAGAUCUCUUUUGGAAUUGGAACUUGGUUUAAAAGGUGAAUUAACAAUUAAUGCUGAGAUGGAAGAUCUACAAAAUUAUCUAUUUAUGGAUCUUGUUCCUUUUUCAUGGACUGCAAAAGCUUAUCCAUCCACUUUAGGUUUAACUAGCUGGUUUACUGAUAUGCUAAAUCGAGUUUCUGAGUUAGCUAAUUGGACAGCAGACUUUAUUCUCCCAUCUUCUUUAUGGCUAGGUGGAUUAUUUAAUCCUCAGUCAUUUUUAACAGCAAUAAUGCAACAAACAGCACGAAAAAAUGAAUGGCCUCUUGACAAAAUGUGUCUUCAUUGUGAUGUAACCAAAAAAUUUAAAGAAGAGAUCACAUCAGCACCUCGUGAAGGUGCUUACAUAAAUAGUUUAUACAUGGAAGGCGCUCGUUGGGAUAUGCAAAUAAAUGCGAUCGUUGAUUCACGUUUAAAAGAAUUAUAUCCCCAAAUGCCAGUAGUUUAUAUCAGAGCUAUAACCCAAGAUAAACAAGAUUUAAGGAAUCUUUAUGAUUGUCCCGUGUACAAAACUAAAGUACGAGGUCCAACUUAUGUGUGGACUUUUAAUCUUAAAACUCGAGAUAAGCCAACUAAAUGGACUCUUGCUGGAGUUUCUAUUCUACUCCAAAUUUAAUAAUUGAUGGUAAUUACAAUUUCAAAACUGGCUAACUUGAAAUCACAAUAAGCUAUAAUUAAUUAAGAAAUAAUUAUGUAUAAUAAAUAAAUCUCUCAAUUGAUUUCAUAUUUUUAAUCAUAUCGAUAUAUUUUCUUGAUAACAUUUCUAC